AUGAGUCUCACGCCCGACUACAGGCCUGCAGAACUGGCCCCCCAGCACGACAACUUCGGCGUCGACUGGGUUGUGCACUAUCAAUUCGACGACAUUGAACCGUCCAAAGCGAUCGAGGAGUUCGAGUCGCUCAUCCACGAUCUCCACGAAGCACAUCUCGAAACGCAGGUGCGGCAUGGACACGGAGCCUCACUCCUAGUCUUCAUUCGAGUCCCAAGACUGCAUUUGGGGAGUCUGGUAUAUCAGUCUAGAAUCAAGGACUGGCUGUACGGCAUCAUCCACGAAAUCCCCGCCGGCGACGACGACACGAUAGCGGACGCCGAAACCCCCGCCGAGGCCCUCCGAUCAGUAUACCAUGCGGUGACGUGGAAGAAGGAGCUGGGCGGUGCUCAUAUCACGCCGAAGCAUCGCAAGUGGAAGAACAUUGCGUCGGCGUUUCCGCUGCACGACCAGGAGGCCAAUGCCGAACUGCUGCGGAAAUGGAGCAAGACGGUCCUCCUGACUGCUGAGGAUCUCGAUGCCAUUCGGGCUCUUUUUGGCGAGAAGGUUGCGUUCUACUUUGCCUUUAUCCAGUCAUACUCGUCGUUCUUGGUGUUUCCGGCUGUCUGGGGAGCCUUGACCUGGUGGUAUCUAGGACCCUAUUCUGUUACCUUCGCUGUUGGGAACUGUCUCUGGGCGAUGGUGUUUGUCGAGUACUGGAAGAUCCGCGAGAAGGACCUGAGUCUGCGGUGGGAGGUCAAGGGCGUCGGAGCCCUCAAGGUGACUCGCACGCAGUACGUCUGGGAGAAAGAAGUCAAGGACCGCAUCACCGGGCAGACCGUGCAGGUCUUCUCGCCAUACCGGCAGUUCCUCCGCCAGCUGCUGCUGGUGCCCUUUGCGUCCGUUGCUGCGGCCGCCCUGGGGGGCUUGAUUGUGAUUACCUUUGCGAUGGAGGUGUUCAUCUCAGAAGUCUACACAGGGUCUUUCCAGGGCUAUCUCGAGUUCCUGCCCACGGUCGUCUUCUCGCUGUUUCUGCCCUCCAUCACCGGGUUGUUGAACUCGAUCGCGACCAGACUGACCAAGUACGAGAACUACCGCACCCAGGACCAAUAUGACCUGGCGCAGACCGCGAAGCAGUUCGUGAUGCACUUCAUAACAGCCUUCCUCCCCACCGUGCUUACAGCGUUCGUGUACGUCCCAUUCGGCGCCACCAUCGUGCCCUACCUAGACGUCGCCCAUCUCCGCAGCGAGCCCGCAAAGAACCCGCUAGACUUCCAAGUCGACCCCAGCCGUCUGCAGCAGGAAGUCAUCUACCUGACGCUAACCGGCCAGGUGCUGGACUUCCUCGGCGAGAUCGUCUACCCCUACGUCAAGGGCAUCGUGUGGCAGAAAUGGCGCGACUACCAGAGCAAAAAGGAAGCCGUCGAGCACCGCAAGCGAGCGGCCUCCCACGCAACAAACAACCUCCUCUUCGACGAGCCCGACGAAAGCGCCUUUCUCUCCCGCGUGCGCAGAGAAGCCGACGCAGACGAGUACAACGUCCACGAGGACACCCUCGAGAUGUGCGUGCAGUUCGGCUACCUCACGCUCUUCGGCACCUCGUGGCCGCUCGUCGCCCUCGGAUUCCUGGUCAACAACUGGCUCGAGCUCCGCGGCGACUUCUUCAAGCUCAGCCACGAGUGCCAGCGCCCGCCGCCGAUUCGCUCGGACUCGAUCGGGCCCAGCCUGCAGGGGCUGGAAGUGCUGACCUGGCUGGGCACGCUGUCGACCGCGGCAAUCGUGUACCUGUACCGCGGCGGGAUGGCGGAGAUCCGCGCCUCGUCGUUCCUGCUGACCAUCCUGGUCGCGGAGUGGGCGUACCUCGCUAUGCAAUUUGCGGUGAGCACGGGGCUUUCCAAGAUCAUGGCCAGUGUGCUGCGUCGAGAGGGGGCGAAGCGAUAUGCAAUGCGCAAGGGAUAUCUAGAAGUGGCUCAGGGCCAGGGUCAGGGUCAGGGUAGAGGGGGCAGCCCCAAAGGCAGCAAUGGAAAGCUGCGAGUGCGCUUUCGCGACCGGGUCAGCGUCUACACGAGUGCGACCGAUCCACCGUCCCCGCAGUCCGACGAUGUGCUGCGUGAGGCUUCGUUGGAUUCGGAGCGGCGGUUCUGGACGGGCUCUGCGGUGGAGGACGGGGUGCGCAUCAUCAGGGCCCUGGGCAGGUCGGGCGAGGACUCCAAGGGUGAGAAGGAGAUGUAA
Messenger RNA from Aspergillus puulaauensis, 2211 nucleotides. Its product is annotated as anoctamin family protein. Lineage: Eukaryota; Fungi; Ascomycota; Eurotiomycetes; Eurotiales; Aspergillaceae. The coding region runs from base 1 to 2211 and encodes 736 amino acids. Gene Ontology annotation, molecular function: chloride channel activity. The transcript is spliced from 4 exons. Gene Ontology annotation, biological process: chloride transmembrane transport. The record is from RefSeq and is a predicted model, not a curated record. Gene Ontology annotation, cellular component: cortical endoplasmic reticulum.